AUGGCUCUAGAUUCCUCUUUGAGUCACCUUCUCAAUGAUUUUUCCAAGGCGUAUCUGUCAUCUUGUUGAUCCUUAACAUCAAAAUCAUUGAAUAGAACAUGUAUUAUUUAUUACAAGAGGCAUUAGUAUACUGCUAUGAGCAAGGCAUUGGACAUGAAUGGGUGGCGAUGAGAACCAUGAUGAACAAGGGAUUAUCCACUAUCCUAAGCUUCUGAAAGAAGAUGAACUCAUGCCCAUAUGAAUAUUUUGAGCGCAGCAUUGAAGAAAAUAUUAGUUAGCAAAAAAAAAUUAUUUUUACAAGAAAUUAGUUGAUAAAAUGUAUUGCGAACUCCGUCUGUGUCUCAGGGGUCUGCGGCCGCCUCUCUCUCUCUCUCUCCUGAGGAUCCCAAGCGUUGGGGCGAUGAUUUCUGCGGCGGCAGCGCCAAUCGACCGCCGCCCACCAGACGUGAGUGCGGAAAAUGGAUGGAUAUCAGAAAAUCUCCCGAUCGAAUGCGCAGUUCCUGAUCACGUCCCGCUGCAAUCUCUUCUCAGGGCCUCCGGAUUAGGGUUUUCAAAGGCGAGCAGCCCCCACGGCGGCGCACGACGACGGCGCAGCCUCGCCCUCUCCGCUGCUCCCCUUCCUCCCCCAUUCUGGUGCGUUUUCCUGCCAAGGAAUCUUCUUCUCUCUUUUGGAGCUUCAUCUUCCUAAUUUCUCCAUCGAUCCUCUCCUACAGGAAAGAGGCGAUGAGCCAACAGAGAGGCCAGAUAAGGCCCUCCACGGUUUGACCCAAGAUAAUGGCAGCCGCCCUCCUCUGGUCAGCGUGCUGGGAGCCGCCGCCGAGGAAGACGUAGCUUGCUUCCAUUUCCCCGGUCACCGGAGAGGGAGUGCGGCGCCGCCGUCUCUGGCUCAGCUCAUCGGACCGGCGGCGUUCGCCCACGACUUGCCGGAGCUCACCGAGCUCGACGACCUCUUCUCCCCCCGGGGGGCCAUCCUGCAAGCCCAGAGAGAGGCCUCGAAACUUUUCGGGUCGUCGGAGACAUGGUUCCUCGUCGGCGGCACCACCUGCGGCGUCCAGGCCUCCGUCAUGGCCACCUGCUCCCCCGGCGAGACCCUCAUCCUCCCCCGGAACUCCCACAUCUCCGCCACCUCUGCCAUGGUCAUCUCGGGCGCGGUGCCCAAGUACGUCCUACCGGAGUACGACCCCCACUGGGGUAUUGCCGGCGGCGUCUCCCCGUCGCAGGUAGCGGCGGCGAUGGGGGACCUGGCCCGGGACGGGAAGAGGCCCGCCGCCAUGCUAGUGACUUCUCCGACGUACCACGGGAUCUGCAGCCGAGUGGGUGAGAUCGCCGGUCUCUGUCACCUCGCCGGUGUGCCGCUGGUGGUCGACGAAGCUCACGGCGGCCACUUCAAGUUCCACCGGGAGUUCCCCGCCGCGGCCAUGGAGCAGGGCGCCGACCUGGCCGUGCAGUCCACCCACAAGGUGCUCUGCUCCCUGACCCAAUCGUCGAUGCUGCACCUUGCCGGUGAUAUGGUCGACAGGGACCGGGUGGGGAGGUGCCUCCAGGCCCUGCAGAGCUCCAGCCCCAGCUACCUGCUUCUCGCUUCUCUCGACGCUGCCAGAGCUCAGCUCAGCGAGAACCCGGCAGGAAUCUUCGACGAAGCCGUGGCCUUGGCCAGCGAAGCCAGGGACCGGAUCGGGAAGAUCGCCGGAAUCUCUGUCCUCGGCAGCUCCGGCGAGUUUUCUGGGUCGCCAGUGAUGGACCCUCUGCGGGUGACCGUACUCGUUGCGGGGCUCGGCAUCUCCGGCUACGAGGCCGAUGAGAUCCUGGCGGAGGAGCACCGGAUCCUCUCCGAGCUUGCAGGGCCCAGCACGGUGACCUUCGCCAUCAAUCUGGGGACCCGCCGGGAGGACGUGGAGAGGCUCGCCGCCGGGCUGGGCCGCCUGUCGGCUUCGGCGGGGGAAGGAAGCCGCGAGGUUCAAGAUAGCAGCGGCCGGAGGAGGGCGGCGCCAUUGGAGGUUCCCUUUGAGGUCCCCUCGGUGGCGCUGAGCCCCAGGGAGGCGUUCUUCGCCCGGAAAAGGAAGGUGGAGGUCCGGCGGAGCGCCGGCGAGGUGUGCGGUGAGCUCAUCUGCACGUACCCGCCGGGGAUUCCGGUGCUGGCCCCGGGGGAGGUUAUAACAGAGGAGGCCCUCGAGUUCCUGCUGGAGGCGAGGGAGAAGGGCGCCGCCAUCAGUGGAGCCGCCGAUUGCCAACUCUCCUCCAUAGUCGUCUGUGACUCCUGA
Molecule: messenger RNA, 2261 nt
Organism: Spirodela intermedia
Lineage: Eukaryota; Viridiplantae; Streptophyta; Magnoliopsida; Alismatales; Araceae
Source: the annotation of a GenBank genome assembly